AUGCUACGAAAAUUUCAUAAUGUUAAUCAAAAAGCCAAUACAUCAUUAGAUAUAGCAAAUUCCGAAAUGAAUAGUACCGGUGGUUCAAAUUGGUCGAUGAAUAUAUUCCGAGACGGGUUAGUGCUUCUUAGAGCGACAAUUACUAUUUCAGGCGACGAUUGGAACAGUAUUCGACCUGUUAGUAGAAUUUAUAAGGGUAGGGCGUAUAAUGUAUUAAGACAAGGCUGGACUGAUGUAAUGCAGAAACAAUUGUGGCAAGAACAUCGGUUGCCAUGUUGCUAUGCUUUCAAAAAUCCAAAAGUUAACUUAAAUCCAGGAGAAUCAUGGUUAUGGAUUAAAGGUUUAUGUAUCGAAUGUGGUGAAGGAAUUGAUUUGUACGCGCCAGACAAACAGAUGACCAUAUCACGCUCCAAAUUUCAACAAGUGAUACAAAAAAUAUUGAGCAUAAAAAAAAAGCGUCAAUUACGAGGUGUACUUAGACAACGAGUAAUAAAAGACGUUACUGCUCAGUCAACCUAUGCUUGGUGUAGACAGAAAGCCAAUGAACUUAUGGAUUUUGAAGAUAAAGUUUCCGCGUAUUUGUACAACGAAAAUGUUUUACGUAAGUCAAAAAGAAGAUUCAAAUUCCUCUUUAUUUUUAAGCAUUGGAAUGACGAUAAAUUAAAAUGGAACGAAUCCGAUUAUGAUGGCAUAGAUUCUUUGAAUAUAGCAGCGCACGAAAUUUGGCAACCGGAUCUUAGUAUUUACAACAGUGCUGGAAGUGUUGGAAUCGCUCAAUACAGUACACAUUGUGUCGUUGAAAGUUCCGGUACGGUAUUUUGGGUGCCCUCAACUCAAUUCACAGUGCUUUGCAGUUUUAAUUUAUUAUAUUGGCCAUUUGACAAACAAAAUUGUUCGGUACUAAUCGGUUCUUGGACUUAUCACGGAAAUCAUGUCGAUAUUACAGUUGAUAAAGACCAUUCGGUUAUGAGUAAUCUUCAUGUUAACAGUACGGAAUGGGUGAUUACUAGUUUAAAAUAUUUUCGGGAGGCUGUGUAUUAUCCUUGUUGUGAAGAACCAUACCCAACGAUAACACUUACUGUACUUUUACAACGUUUAUCACCGUCUUAUAAAGCUUUAAUUAUAACUCCAAGUUUUGUUAUAAUUGUUUUGACUUUAUUAUCAUUUUGGUUACCACCGCAAUCCGGUGAAAAAAUCCUUUUAAAUGGAGUAACAGCUUUAAUUAUAACAGCCUUUAUGAUGUACUUUACUCAAAAAAUUCCAGCAAUGGGAACACAUACCCCUUUAAUUGUUCUUUUUUAUACAAGUAGUCUUUAUGUAAUUUGUUUUUCGUUGAUAAAUUCCGUUGUUGUUAUUUGGAUGUCGAGAACUCCACAUGCAAAACCGGUACCAUGGUUUAUUAAAAACCUUCUUUUGGGAAAAUUCGGAAAUUGGAUUGGAUUAUCAAAUUAUGUAAAUCAAAAUUCAGUAAACAUUCAAAGAGUAACCGCUGAAGAAAUGCGUGAUCAUCAAGUGACGGAUUUCGAUGAUCAAUCUGAUGAUAAACAUUUUAUAAGAGCGUCAUCUCCGGUAAAUCACCAACAAGACUGGAUAAUGUUAGCUGUAGCCAUCGAUCGAUUAUCUUUCAUAUUUUACAGUUUGUUGUUCGCUAUUUUAGCGAUUACAUAUUCAAUUUAGUACAUAUAAAAAAUCAUUUCAUUUUACUACAAAAAUUUAUAUACAAAUUGUGUAAUAUAUUAGCACACUUUCUGCUCAAUGAAAAUAUAUUUUAUUCUAAACAA
Messenger RNA from Onthophagus taurus, 1781 nucleotides. The record is from RefSeq and is a predicted model, not a curated record. Lineage: Eukaryota; Metazoa; Arthropoda; Insecta; Coleoptera; Scarabaeidae.